This is a messenger RNA of Acipenser ruthenus (sterlet), 3923 nucleotides long. Its product is annotated as chromobox protein homolog 1. The transcript has 6 exons. Bases 259 to 912 code for a protein of 217 amino acids. Gene Ontology annotation, biological process: negative regulation of transcription by RNA polymerase II; chromatin organization. Gene Ontology annotation, molecular function: chromatin binding. The record is from RefSeq and is a predicted model, not a curated record. Gene Ontology annotation, cellular component: nucleus; pericentric heterochromatin. Lineage: Eukaryota; Metazoa; Chordata; Actinopteri; Acipenseriformes; Acipenseridae.
CCCGUCCGUGCGCGGCUUUCGCUGGCUGGCUGCUUGCUUGGCUAGUUGGCGAGACAUGCCUUUUGUUCCGCGGGGAGAUAUUUUUUAAUAUAUAUAUAUAAUAAAACCGGGGAGACGUAGAACUGUAAUAGAGAAAAGGGGACUCAAACUGUAAGAACGUAACCCCGUUUUUCUGUAUAUUGCUGGGCGACGCGUUAGAGCUCUGUUGACGUUGCAAGGAACCAGGCAGGCCGUUAUAGAGACUUUCAACAAGGGAGUAUGAGUGAGCCUUCACCUACCGCUGCCAGUUGCGAUGUUGCCACUGUUAAAGAAGCGCCAGCACCGCAGACCGACUCCAAGCUGGCGGGGUCUCUAGGGAAGAAGCAGAGCAAGAAGAAGAUGGAGGAGGUGCUGGAGGAGGAAGAGGAGGAGUACGUGGUGGAGAAGGUGCUGGACCGCCGGGUGGCGAAGGGCAAGGUGGAAUAUCUCCUCAAGUGGAAAGGGUUCUCUGACGAGGACAACACGUGGGAGCCGGAGGACAACCUGGACUGCCCGGAUCUGAUCGCGGAGUUCCUGCAGUCCCAGAAGACGGCGACCGAGGCUGACAGGACGGAGACGGGGGGCAAGAGGAAAGCAGAGUCUGACACGGAGACCGCCGGAGAGGAGAGCAAGCCAAAGAAAAAGAAAGAGGAGGCAGAGAAGCCCCGAGGGUUUGCCAGGAGUUUGGAACCGGAAAGAAUAAUCGGAGCGACAGAUUCCAGCGGGGAGCUCAUGUUCCUGAUGAAGUGGAAAAACUCAGACGAGGCUGAUCUGGUCCCCGCCAAGGAGGCCAAUGUGAAGUGUCCACAGGUGGUCAUCUCGUUCUACGAGGAACGGCUCACGUGGCACUCCUACCCAUCGGAGGAAGAGGAGAAGAAAGAGGACAAGAACUAACUGAGGGGCGCCAAAUCCCUCCUUCACUGCUUUCAGCAACAGGGCUGGAAAUAAGACUCCUGUUGCAUAGCAGUUGAACCCGUUCCAGGUUUUAAUACGAGCUUCAUGAGCCCCAUCUGCAGGGCUGCAAAUCGUUUUUUUUUUUUUCUUUUUAAAUUGGUGCUGAACUGUUUUGAAAGUUUAGCACCGGAUAGUUACUGGUGCUAAAGUGAUCAAACUCUCCACCGCUUUUCUCACAACGUCCCACACCAAAACACGAACCUUCUGUCCUGUGUAUGUGGAGCAGUGUGGGGGGGAGCAUGUGAGUAGUCCAGACCCAAUGAGAAACUGUCAUCAUAUGUGGUUGCUAAGCAGUAAAAUAAAUAAUAAUUAAACAUGUCUACUGGCGCCAGAAUUUAAUGUUGGUGCUGGCACAGUAUAAGGUACCCUGGCACUAUAACCUGUGCCAUGGUGCCAAAUUUUCACCCCUGCCCACAGCACGUAGGCAACGAAUUUAGGUGUGCGUCUUAUUAAAAACUAAUAGUAAAACCAGGAAUGGAUCUGCAAGCGGGAGUCGUAUUUCCAGCCCUGCAACAAGAGAUGGACAGUGGUGUGUGUUUUUUUUUAAACACGGAGAAGAGGAGGAAGAGGUUGUUCAGUUGUACAAAAUGUACAGUGAACAGUUUGAAAAGCAAAAAAAGGAAUUGCAGUAUCCCUUUACUGAGCAAGGGAGGAGGGGGGGAGAUCCAGAGUUUGAAGGAGCGUUAGGUUAAAUGAUGUGGGUGUUCAGUUCCCCCCCCCCUUUUUUUUUUUUUUAAACGAAGUACAUGAAAAUUAGGAAUAUAUAUGGACGAAGGCUAUAUUUGCAUCCUGAGCCAUUCUAAAAACAAGACAUAAUACCACAGUAGUGACGUCAAAAAGUGAUCAUUCCUCUAGAGGAAAAUAUACUUGAACUUUGACCCAUUCUCUCGACAACACCCACAGUACAGAAAUGUUCAUUAAUGAUCAACAAAAUGAGAAGACGUUUAAAAAUAAAAAAUAAAAUGUAAAGCUGGUACAUUCAUAUCUCAGAGAAACGGAUAACGACACAGAACGUCUGUACAGCGCUGAAAUACUACUUUUAAAAAAACAGCCUCGUCUUCUUUAAUAUUAGCAUCACAAGGGUUUCUGUGACGGUUUAUAAAUUACUCGACCUUCGGUCACAUAAUUUAUGACGUCACAGAAACCCUAGCUGAAAUUAUUCAGUAACUCACUUUUUUUUUUUUUUAAAUACAUUUAUUUUUUUGGUUACCAUGAGAGUAUUAAACAAUCCUCUUAAAACAGGAGGAGAAUCAGCGAUUGAAGCACAAACUGCAGAGGACGGGGAUUAGGCAUGGUGCAAAACGUUUACAGAACGCUAGUCAUUUAUACUGUCAUACUCCACUGCAGGGUGGAGGUCAAGUCCUUUUCUUUCAAAGGUUUUUUAUUCCUAUUCCCAUUCCUUUUACAACAAAGCCUUUACGGAGCAAGCAUACUUACACCUUGUCCACAGCACAUGCAAUUACACACGUUGCUGGCAAGUUGUAUGUUUGCUCAAUAAAAAGAUUUGGAAUUCAUUGAAAGGUAACUGGAAUUGGAAAUUGCUUUUAAAAAGGAAUUUGAAAUGGAAUUGCAGUUGGGGCUUCAUGCGAGACGGGUUUGCUGCGCUGCGCUGUGGUGUCUGUCGCUUAGGAUUCGGAAGAAAGGGAUACUGCAAGUUUUCUUUCUUUUUGUUUUCUUGUCUCAGAUCUUACCAUCAAGGUUGGGGUCAUUUCCUGUUCCUUCAAAGGAACUGGAAUUCUUAAUGUUAAGAGAUUUGUUAAAACUGCUUUCAUUUGAAGCCAAUGUAAUUGACCAACAGUGGCUUCUGUUGCUUUGAAGCCAAAUUUAAUUGACAAACAGUGACUUCAGUUUAAGCAAUUUAUUGCCACCGUGGGACGCUCAUUUUAACAGAAUACUGCUAAUUGCAAUUUUGAUAGGUGACGGGUUGGAAUUGAUGAAACUGGACUGGGAAUGGGAAUUGGAAACUGGUUUUAGAAAGAGAUUGAAAAUGGAUUUGGAAUUGAAAAACUGAGAUUAACCCCAACCUCCCUUUUUAUUUUAUAUAUAUAUAUACUUUCAUUGUCGAAGACCAGAAAGACUACUAGAGUGGAGAAAACUUUACGUUUUUAUUGAAAAAAUAAAAUUCAAUUACAUUUUAAAAAAGAUUUUGACUUUUGUCCAAAAAUUUUUAAAAAACUUAAACAUUUCUUUUAAAGAAAGUUUCUUGUGUUUGUUUUAUAAAAUUAAGUACCUUUUACUUGUGUAGUCAUAGCAGUGGUAAUAUCGGUAGAAGCUGGGUUUUAAAAAAAAAAAAAAUUGUAUGUCAACAUUACUGUAAACUAUGCAUUUUAAACUAAAGACUAAUUAAAAAAAAAAAAAAGUGGGCGUCGUACUUUUGCACAGCUGUUUGUCUUUGAACAUGGGUAGAUAGCCCAUUGACCACACUAUACAGAAUUCUCACAGAUCCUCGUCUCCCCCUGCAUAAAACUAUUCUUUCAUACUUGUGCAUGCAAUCCCAGGUCAUGCCAAACUUAACAACAGUAACAUGCACUCUUGUUUCAGUUGUUUACAGUCAUGUUGCAGUAACUUUGUCGAUAUUUGAAUUAAAUACUCCAUAAAUUUACUUUGGGGCGGACUCAGCGCUCCAAGCAUAAUGUCACUGACCUCAACUCUUCUGAAGAGGGACAAAUAACAAAGUGCUGACAAUCCACAGCUCUGGCCAAAAGUUUUGCAUCCCCCUGUAGAAUGAACACAUUUUGCUUCAUAAAGUCGAAUGAAACCUGCUGAGUAAUGUUGCGUUAACAUGUUGAAUUGCAUACCGCUUUGUAGUUUUCCCCAUGUGCUUAACGGAAAAAAUGUAAGAUUUGCGAAAUCUAACAUGUACUGUACUACUAUUCCUUCUGGUAGAUUUUUGCGAUCUCAUUUUGUAGUUUCUUUAAUUGCAUGAUGUUAAAUAAAAUGUCUAAAUUAUG